AUGCCCCAGUAUGUGCUGGAGGCUGACUGGCUGGAAAGCAGCUUUGCAGAAAAGGACGUGGGGGGCUCCUGGUGGACACCAACCCCGGUAAGCACCAGGUCGACGAGGGCGGACCCGCCAAGGGGGCGGGGACAAGCGAAAACGACAGACGAGACAGCCAAUCGAGACGCGGGAUCGGCCGGCGGCGAUCUGGCGGCCCAACGGGCGCCGCGGAGGGCCUGGCCGAGUGGAGGAAGCGCGGGGGCGACAACGGGCCUUGUCGUGGCUGACGAGAUUAUUGGGGCGCGGGCCGCCUGGCCCGGUGGCGCCACUACUGUCUUCGGAAAGGUCAUCGGCAAGUCGCUUCCCGCCAACGUCAUCUACGAGGACGAGGAGUGCCUUGCGUUCCGUGAUCUUUCACCCCAAGCUCCGACGCUUUUCCUAGUCAUGCCUAAGGAGCCAAUUAUCAGGUUAUCUGAAGCGGAAGAUUCUGGUGAAUCUCUUCUUGGGCAUUUAAUGAUUGUUGGCAAGAAGCGUGCUGCUCACCUGGGCCUGACCAAUGGAUUCCGGAUGGUUGCAGAUGAAGGGCCCGAGGGUGGGCAGUCUGUCUGUCACGUACGUCUACGUAUUCUGGGUGGCUGUCAGUUGGGCUGGCCGCCUGGCUAAGAUUUUUGCACCGCAAGAGUUGCUGCACGUGUACAAAUCGCCACUGAAUGGAUUUCGUCUGUUGCCCGUCAGUCUAGCCACUGUUGAUGUCUAAUUUUCUGUGACGUGUGUCUGUGGAAGGUAAUAAAAGCUUUGAGCAGCAGUUGCACAAUAAAGAUUUAGCAUGGGGAUAUCA
Molecule: messenger RNA, 820 nt
Organism: Gymnogyps californianus (California condor)
Lineage: Eukaryota; Metazoa; Chordata; Aves; Accipitriformes; Cathartidae
Product: adenosine 5'-monophosphoramidase HINT1-like
Biological process (GO): purine ribonucleotide catabolic process
Cellular component (GO): nucleus; cytoplasm
Molecular function (GO): hydrolase activity
Source: RefSeq, a predicted model, not a curated record